UCGAGAUACGCAAGGGAUUCCGAUGCUUGCCAGAAAAUACACCAGUCUUAUUGCUCUCAGCAGCAUUGGCAUGUGCCAGUCCCGUACCACAGAACCAACACUCCACAAUGUCCAACGGCACCAUGAACCAACUGACGCCGGCGCCCGAUGCGUGGAACUUCGCGCCGGACGAGGCCCUCCUCGGCCUGUCGGCGCUGUCGGUGCGCUCCGUGCUGGGCAGCAUCAAGGCCGGGAUGGACCCGAGCGACGACCGCCCGGUGAUCCCGCUCGGGCACGGCGACCCUUCGGCCUUCCCGUGCUUCCGCACCGCGCCGGAGGCCGUGGAAGCCGUCUCCGCCGCGCUCCACUCGGGGGAGCACAACUCCUACCCCACCGGCGUCGGCCUGGAGCCGGCGCGGCGCUCCAUCGCGCGUCACCUGUCCCUCGACCUCCCCUACGAGCUCUCCCCCGACGACGUCUACCUCACGAGCGGCUGCUCCCAGGCCAUCGAGAUCGUCUGCUCCGUGCUCGCCGGCCGUCCCGGCGCACACAACAUCCUGCUCCCGCGGCCCGGGUACCUGUUCUACGAGGCGCGCGCCGCGUUCAACGGCAUGGAGGCCCGCUACUUCGACCUCCUCCCGGACAGCGACUGGGAGGCGGACCUCGACGCCGUGGAGGCCCUCGCCGACGGGAACACCGUCGCCAUGGUCCUCGUCAACCCCGGCAACCCCUGCGGCAACGUCUACAGCUACGACCAUCUCGCCAAGGUCGCCGAGACAGCGAGGAAGCUUGGCAUCUUCGUCAUCGCUGACGAGGUGUACGCGCACCUGACGUUCGGGAAGAAGCGGUUCGUCCCGAUGGGCGUGUUUGGCUCCGUGGCUCCGGUGCUCACCCUGGGAUCCAUCUCCAAGAGAUGGGUGGUGCCUGGAUGGCGGCUUGGAUGGAUCGUCACCAAUGAUCCUAAUGGCGUAUUUUGCAGGACCAAGCUUGUGGAAAGCAUUAAGAGUUACCUUGACAUCUCCUGUGAUCCUGCGACAUUUGUUCAGGGAGCAAUCCCAGAACUGCUGGAGAACACAAAGCAAGAAUUCUUCGACAAGACCGUGGACAUUCUCAGGCAAACCGCAGAUAUAUGCUGGGAGAAGCUCAAGGGCAUCAGUGGCAUCACUUGCCCAAGCAAACCGGAGGGCUCCAUGUUUGUAAUGGUGAAACUGGAUUUGUCCUGCCUUCAGGACAUCAAAGAUGACAUGGACUUCUGCUGCAAGCUGGCAAAAGAGGAGUCAGUGGUUGUUUUGCCAGCAAUCAUAGCUGUGGUACAGUUUGAGCAUAAAACUCGAGCUCAUUGCAUAUCUGUGGAUGUGCUGUGGGAUACAAGAAUUGGGUCCGGAUCACGUUCGCAAUCGGACCGUCUUCUCUCGAAGAUGGCCUUGCUAGGCUCAAGUCCUUCUGCUCGCGACACAGCGAGACUAAUAAGUGACACAGUGAGCUCACAAGUUCCCUGCAAAAUGAGGCACCUGCUUUCCUACAAAUAACCACUAUGUAUGUCCAAAGUUCAGCAGGAGCUACCUGAAGGAUUCAACACUCUCAUGAGAGGUGAAAUAUUUGAUGCAAUAUUUAUGACUUCUUUGUCUAGCCAACAUAUGAGAUGUUACAAUUCUUGUUGUAACAUCAAGUAUGUGUAGGUGACAAUUGUAGGGAAUCUAUAGUUUGGAACACUAUUAUACUAUUGAAUAAAAGUGGGACUUGAUGUUAA
Messenger RNA from Triticum aestivum (bread wheat), 1729 nucleotides. RefSeq names its product nicotianamine aminotransferase 1. The record is from RefSeq and is a predicted model, not a curated record. Gene Ontology annotation, biological process: L-tyrosine catabolic process; biosynthetic process. NCBI's taxonomy places the organism in Eukaryota, Viridiplantae, Streptophyta, Magnoliopsida, Poales, Poaceae. Gene Ontology annotation, molecular function: L-tyrosine:2-oxoglutarate transaminase activity; pyridoxal phosphate binding. Bases 108 to 1508 code for a protein of 466 amino acids. The transcript has 7 exons.